This is a messenger RNA of Oikopleura dioica, 1260 nucleotides long. NCBI's taxonomy places the organism in Eukaryota, Metazoa, Chordata, Appendicularia, Copelata, Oikopleuridae. The record is from the annotation of a GenBank genome assembly.
AUGGACGAGAAACUUAAAAAUAUAAUAUGGUUGUCGAUAAGUGCCAUGGUUAUGUUUACCGGGUACUUUACCAUGGCUGGUACGAGCGAGACGAUUAUCAGAGCAUAUAAUGAGAGGACGGGAGAUAAUGUGAGCAGCUUCUUGAGUUUUGGAAUUCUCAGCGUGGCGAAUGCAAUUGGCUGCUUUUUCGUUUCUCCUGUUGUAGCAAUGAUAGGUCGAAAAAACACUUAUUUCAUCGGUGGUCUUCUUCAAACUGCGUACAUUGCCACCUACAUCAGUCCUCAACCCAUCCUCCUUUACAUCAUGUCUGUCAUUGGCGGAUUCGGAGCCGCAUUCAUCUGGGUCGUGACUGGAAUCACCCUCGGCGUCAAUUCCACCGAAACAACCGGCCAUCGAAACACCUGCUUUUUCUGGAUCGGGCUUCAGUCUGGAAAUCUCUUUGGCAACUUCUACGUCUUCUUUGCUUGGGGAGGAGCGGAUGAGAUUUCCAAGUCGAUGCAAAUCUCUACAAUUGCGAUCGCCGCUGGAAUCAGUCUUCUUGGCUCAUUUUUGACGCUGAUGAUAAAAGAGAUUCAAUCGGACGAGGAUGAAAUGAAACCAAUGGAAAAAAUUAAAGCAGCUUUCAAAACCGGGAAAGAUAUUCGAGCCCAGCUGAUCAUUCCUGCAGCGAUUUUCGGCGGAAUCGAGCAAGGCUUUGUAACGAAUAUUUACCCCACUUGUGUUGGCGCUUCAAAAUCACUCGGUUCUGAUUCUCCUCAUUUCAUCGGCAUUUCUUCCAUCAUCGUCGGCGUCGGAGAAGUAACCGGUGCUUUCUUCCAACUCAGCCAUCGAGUGCAGAAUCUAAGGGCGUACCUGUAUCUCGUCGCUGGAGGACUGUUCUUUUUGGGCAACACUUUGAUAUUCUUGUUCAUGCCAAAUGAUUGCACGAAUUCUAGCGCUUAUGAAAAUCCGCUGGUUGAUCCGACAAUUGGAAUAAUUUUAACUUGCUCGUUUUUGUUUGGAAUCACAGACAGCAUUUUCAGUAUGCUCCCCGAAGCUGCUAUUGCGACGAUGUUUUCUACCGGCUCUGAAACAACUGGUGGUAUGACUGUUUGGAAUGUUAACUAUGGUCUUGCACAGACUGCGAUGUUCUACUACACUGGUUACGUAACACUCUACAAUCAACUUUUGAUACAGUUGUCGAUGAUGGUUCUGGCGUUACUGGCCUUUUCAAAACUUGAUCUUAGACUUCUACGAUUUUCAAAAACUCCUGAAACCUAA